Condylura cristata (star-nosed mole) is the source of this 10931-nucleotide messenger RNA. RefSeq names its product tetratricopeptide repeat domain 28 (gene TTC28). Gene Ontology annotation, molecular function: protein binding. Lineage: Eukaryota; Metazoa; Chordata; Mammalia; Eulipotyphla; Talpidae. The transcript has 23 exons. The record is from RefSeq and is a predicted model, not a curated record. The coding region runs from base 1 to 7350 and encodes 2449 amino acids.
AUGUCAAUUCCUCUUUUUGGUGCCACGACUAUUGGCCAGAGAAGUCCUAAUGGACCAGUACUGAGCAAAGCUGAGUUUGUUGAGAAAGUUCGUCAGAGUAAUCAGGCCUGUCAUAAUGGAGACUUCCACACAGCUAUUGUUCUGUAUAAUGAAGCCCUGGCUGUUGAUCCUCAGAACUGCAUCUUAUACAGCAAUAGAUCUGCAGCCUAUAUGAAAAUCCAACAUUAUGAUAAGGCACUGGAUGAUGCAAUCAAAGCCCGACUUCUCAAUCCCAAGUGGCCAAAGGCAUACUUCCGACAGGGUGUUGCCCUCCAGUACCUUGGACGUCAUGCCGAUGCCUUAGCGGCCUUUGCAUCUGGUUUGGCUCAGGACCCAAAAAGUCUCCAACUUCUGGUGGGGAUGAUAGAAGCUGCCAUGAAGUCUCCCAUGAGAGACUCUCUCGAGCCUACUUAUCAGCAGCUUCAGAAAAUGAAAUUGGACAAGAGUCCCUUUGUGGUUGUAUCUGUGGUAGGGCAGGAACUCCUGACAGCUGGCCAUCAUGGGGCCUCUGUGGUUGUCUUAGAAGCUGCCCUGAAGAUUGGCACCUGCAGUCUCAAACUGAGAGGCUCCGUUUUCUCUGCCCUGAGCAGUGCUUACUGGUCUCUUGGGAACACAGAGAAGAGCACUGGUUACAUGCAGCAGGACUUGGAUGUAGCCAAGACCUUAGGUGACCAGACAGGUGAAUGCCGAGCUCAUGGGAAUCUGGGUUCUGCAUUCUUCUCCAAAGGAAAUUACCGAGAGGCUCUCACUAACCACAGGCAUCAGUUGGUGCUUGCCAUGAAGCUCAAGGACCGAGAGGCAGCUUCAUCAGCCCUGAGCAGUCUGGGCCAUGUGUACACAGCCAUUGGAGACUACCCCAAUGCACUAGCCAGUCAUAAACAAUGUGUUCUUCUUGCCAAACAAUCCAAAGAUGAACUUUCCGAAGCCCGAGAACUCGGCAACAUGGGAGCUGUGUAUAUUGCCAUGGGUGACUUUGAGAAUGCUGUGCAGUGCCAUGAGCAGCAUCUGAAGAUAGCCAAGGACCUGGGGAACAAACGAGAAGAGGCUCGGGCCUACAGCAACCUGGGCAGUGCUUAUCACUACAGGAGGAACUUUGAUAAGGCCAUGUCUUACCACAACUAUGUGCUGGAGCUGGCACAGGAGUUAACAGAGAAGGCCAUUGAGAUGCGGGCCUAUGCUGGCCUGGGCCAUGCUGCCAGGUGCAUGCAGGAUCUGGAGAGGGCUAAACAGUACCAUGAGCAGCAGUUGGGCAUUGCUGAGGAUCUCAAGGACCGGGCUGCAGAGGGGCGAGCAUCCUCCAAUCUGGGUAUCAUCCACCAGAUGAAAGGCGAUUAUGAUACUGCACUGAAACUCCAUAAGACACACUUGUGCAUCGCCCAGGAGCUGAGUGAUUAUGCAGCCCAGGGCCGUGCCUAUGGGAAUAUGGGCAAUGCCUACAAUGCUCUAGGCAUGUAUGAUCAGGCAGUCAAGUAUCACCGGCAAGAACUUCAGAUCUCCAUGGAAGUGAAUGACCGUGCCUCACAGGCCUCCACACACGGGAACCUUGCUGUGGCCUACCAGGCUCUUGGUGCCCAUGACCGAGCUCUGCAGCAUUACCAAAACCAUCUCAACAUCGCCCGGGAGCUGCGUGACAUCCAGAGCGAAGCCCGUGCCCUCAGCAACCUGGGCAACUUCCACUGCUCUCGGGGGGAGUAUGUCCAGGCUGCUCCCUAUUAUGAACAGUACCUUCGGCUUGCUCCUGACCUUCAGGACAUGGAAGGAGAGGGGAAAGUCUGCCACAAUCUUGGUUAUGCCCAUUACUGCCUUGGAAAUUACCAGGAGGCAGUAAAGUACUAUGAGCAAGAUCUGGCACUGGCCAAAGACCUUCAUGACAAAUUGAGCCAAGCAAAAGCUUACUGCAACUUAGGCCUAGCAUUCAAGGCCCUCCUGAAUUUUAACAAAGCUGAAGAGUGUCAGAAGUACCUAUUGUCCCUGGCCCAGUCCCUGAAUAAUUCCCAGGCUAAAUUUCGAGCCCUUGGGAACCUUGGUGAUAUAUUCAUUUGUAAAAAAGAUAUAAAUGGUGCAGUAAAAUUCUAUGAGCAACAGCUGGGCCUAGCUCACCAUGUAAAGGACAGAAGACUGGAGGCCAGUGCAUAUGCAGCCCUGGGCACUGCAUAUCGGAUGAUCCAGAAACAUGAUAAGGCCUUGGGUUAUCACACACAGGAACUGGAGGUAUAUCAGGAGCUGAGUGACUUGCCCGGAGAGUGCCGAGCUCACGGGCACCUGGCUGCUGUCUACAUGGCCCUUGGAAAAUACACAAUGGCAUUCAAGUGUUAUGAAGAACAGUUGGAUCUAGGGCAGAAACUGAAGGAUCCAAGUCUAGAAGCCCAGGUCUAUGGCAACAUGGGCAUCACAAAAAUGAACAUGAACGUGAUGGAAGAAGCCAUUGGCUACUUUGAGCAGCAGUUGGCCAUGCUGCAGCAGUUAAGUGGAAAUGAAUCUGUGCUCGACCGGGGCCGGGCCUACGGCAACCUGGGGGAUUGUUAUGAGGCUCUGGGGGACUAUGAGGAGGCUAUCAAGUACUAUGAACAGUAUUUAUCUGUUGCCCAGAGUCUGAAUCGCAUGCAAGACCAAGCCAAGGCUUACCGGGGACUAGGAAAUGGACACAGGGCAAUGGGGAGUUUGCAGCAAGCCCUUGUGUGCUUUGAAAAGAGGCUCGUGGUUGCCCAUGAGCUUGGGGAGGCCUUUAAUAAAGCCCAGGCCUAUGGAGAGCUGGGAAGUCUGCAUAGCCAAUUAGGGAAUUACGAACAAGCCAUUUCCUGCCUUGAACGCCAGUUGAACAUUGCUAGAGAGAUGAAAGACCGAGCCCUGGAGAGCGAUGCAGCCUGUGGCCUGGGGGGUGUCUACCAGCAGAUGGGGGAAUAUGACACAGCCCUGCAAUACCACCAGCUCGAUCUGCAGAUUGCGGAGGAGACCAACAACCCCACCUGUCAGGGUCGAGCCUACGGGAACCUAGGCCUGACAUACGAAUCUCUGGGCACAUUUGAGAGGGCAGUAGUCUAUCAAGAACAGCACUUGAGCAUUGCUGCACAGAUGAACGACUUGGUGGCCAAGACGUUAUCAUAUAGUAGCCUUGGAAGGACCCAUCAUGCCUUGCAGAACUAUUCCCAGGCAGUCAUGUACUUACAGGAAGGUUUAAGGUUAGCUGAACAACUGGGACGAAGAGAAGAUGAAGCCAAAAUACGCCAUGGUCUUGGCCUUUCUCUUUGGGCUAGUGGGAAUCUGGAGGAGGCCCAACACCAGCUCUACAGAGCAUCAGCCUUGUUUGAAACGAUCCGACAUGAGGCGCAACUAAGCACAGACUACAAACUCUCCCUCUUUGACCUACAGACAUCAUCCUAUCAGGCCUUGCAGCGGGUACUUGUCAGUCUAGGUCAUCAUGAUGAAGCGCUGGCUGUGGCAGAAAGAGGACGGACAAGGGCUUUUGCUGACCUUCUGGUAGAACGACAGACAGGACAACAGGACUCUGACCCAUACUCCCCAGUCACCAUAGAUCAGAUCUUAGAGAUGGUUAAUGGCCAAAGAGGACUAAUACUUUACUAUUCCCUGGCCGCAGGCUACCUAUACAGCUGGCUGCUUGCUCCUGGGGCAGGAAUUCUGAAGUUUCAUGAACACUACCUAGGUGAUAACACAGCAGAAAACUCCAGCGACUUCCAGGCUGGCAGCAGCACCGCCCUUCCAACAGCCACCUAUUCAGCCCUCGAGCAGCACAUCUCCAGCGCACGGGAGGCCCUGGGGGUGGAGUCCUACUACUCCAGAGCCUGUGCCAGCAGUGAGACAGAGAGUGAAGCCGGAGACCUCAUGGACCAGCAAUUUGAAGAGAUGAACAACAAACUGAACUCAGUUACCGACCCUACCGGCUUUCUGCGAAUGGUUCGCCGCAAUAACCUCUUUAACAGGAGCUGCCAGAGCAUGACGAGCUUGGUUAGCAACACCAUGUCGCCCAUCAAGGACGGGACCUCCUCUCUUCCCAGGAGGCAGAGCUCCUUUGCCAGGCCCCCACUCCGUGCUCUGUAUGAUCUGCUCAUAGCACCCAUGGAAGGAGGCCUUAUGCACUCCAGCGGCCCUGUUGGCCGGCACCGGCAGCUGAUCCUGGUUCUGGAGGGGGAGCUCUACCUCAUCCCUUUUGCCCUCCUGAAGGGAAGCUCUUCCAAUGAGUAUCUCUAUGAGCGCUUUGCCCUCAUCGCUGUUCCUUCCAUUCGCUCCCUCAGUCCGCAGUCCAAGUCUCUUCUGAGGAAGAACGUGUCUGUGUACUCCAGCUCCACAUCCAUGGCAGCGGUCAUUGGCAAUCCCAAGCUCCCGUCAGCAGUGAUGGACAGGUGGCUGUGGGGGCCGAUGCCGUCGGCGGAGGAGGAAGCCUACAUGGUGUCAGAGCUGCUGGGUUGCCAGCCCCUGGUAGGCAGCGUAGCCACCAAAGAGAGGGUCAUGAGUGCCCUCACCCAGGCUGAGUGUGUUCACUUCGCUACCCACAUCUCUUGGAAACUGUCAGCCUUGGUCCUCACGCCCUGCAUGGAUGGCAACCCAGCCAGCAGCAAGAGCUCUUUCGGCCACCCCUACACAAUCCCAGAGUCCCUCCGGGUGCAGGAUGACGCCAGUGAUGGAGAGAGCAUCUCUGACUGCCCACCGCUGCAGGAGCUGCUGCUUACGGCGGCUGAUGUCCUGGACUUGCGGCUGCCGGUGAAGCUGGUGGUGCUCGGCUCCUCUCAAGAGUCUAACAGCAAAGUCACAGCCGACGGAGUCGUUGCGUUGACACGGGCCUUCCUGGCUGCGGGAGCACAGUGUGUCCUUGUGUCUCUGUGGCCGAUGCCAGUAGCUGCUUCCAAGAUGUUUAUCCACGCCUUCUACUCAUCCCUGCUGAAUGGCCUGAAAGCCAGCGCUGCACUCGGGGAGGCCAUGAAGGUGGUACAGAGCAGCAAGGCCUUCUCACAUCCCUCCAACUGGGCAGGGUUUAUGCUCAUCGGGAGCGAUGUUAAGCUGAACAGCCCCUCGUCACUCAUCGGCCAGGCCCUCACAGAGAUCCUGCAGCACCCAGAGCGCGCACGAGAUGCCCUGCGAGUGCUGCUGCACCUGGUGGAGAAGUCCCUGCAGCGCAUCCAGAAUGGACAGAGAAAUGCCAUGUACACAUCCCAGCAGAGUGUGGAGAACAAAGUGGGUGGCAUCCCUGGCUGGCAGGCCCUCCUCACCGCAGUGGGCUUCCGGCUAGACCCCCCAGCCAGUGGACUGCCAGCAGCUGUCUUCUUCCCAACAUCCGACCCAGGAGACCGGCUCCAACAGUGCAGCAACACCAUCCAGGCCCUGCUGGGUCUGCCCAAUCCUGCCCUUCAGGCCCUCUGCAAACUCAUCACUGCCUCGGAAACAGGCGAGCAACUCAUCAGCCGGGCUGUUAAAAAUAUGGUUGGAAUGCUCCACCAGGUGCUGGUUCAGCUGCAGGCUGGAGAGAAGGAGCAGGAUUUUGCAUCAGCUCCCAUUCAGGUUUCCAUCAGUGUCCAGCUGUGGCGACUUCCAGGAUGUCAUGAGUUCCUGGCAGCUCUAGGUUUUGAUCUCUGUGAGGUUGGUCAGGAAGAAGUAAUACUGAAAACUGGGAAACAAGCCAACAGACGAACCAUGCACUUUGCACUUCAGUCCCUGCUCGCUCUCUUUGAUUCCACUGAACUGCCUAAGCGCCUCAGCCUUGACAGCUCAUCCUCCCUGGAGUCUCUGGCCUCAGCCCAGUCUGUCUCCAAUGCCCUGCCCUUGGGCUACCAACACCCACCCUUCUCUCCUACGGGAGCUGACAGCAUCGCCUCAGAUGCCAUCUCUGUGUAUAGCCUGAGCUCCAUCGCGUCCUCAAUGAGCUUUGUCUCCAAGUCGGAGGGCGGGUCAGAAGGUGGGGGCCUCCGAGGACGGCAGGAUUAUGACAGGGCCAAGAAUGCUUACCCACAGAGAUCCACCUUGCCUAGGAGCCAGCUGUCUCCCCACACCCCCUCUGCAGGCAGCAAAGAUGAAGAAGAAUAUGAAGGGUUUUCCAUCAUCAGCACUGAGCCUUUGGCAACCUACCAAGAUAACAGGAAAAUGCGCUUCUCACCAGAUCACAGACCAUCCCGGAGUGGGACAGCUGGUGGUGUGAAAGUAUCAGUAAGCUCUAAGGGGAGCAUAAGCACUCCCAAUUCUCCAGUUAAAAUGACUCUAAUCCCUAGCCCGAACUCACCUUUCCAAAAAGUUGGAAAACUAGCAAGUUCAGAUACAGGAGAGUCAGACCAGUCUAGCACAGAAACAGAUAGUACUGUGAAGUCGCAAGAAGAAAGCAAUCCAAAGCUCGACCCACAAGAGUUGGCCCAGAAAAUUCUGGAAGAGACACAAAGUCAUCUCAUUGCUGUGGAACGUCUUCAGAGGGGUGGCAGUCAGACCAGCAAGAAUAACAACCCAGAAGAUGGCAUUUCUGUGCCAAACAGUACUGCCGUCUUCAGAGCAUCUGAAACAAGUGCAUUCAGUAGGCCUGCCCUUUCCCAUCCGAAGAGUCAGCCAUCACCAGUCACUGUUAAACCAAAGCCCCCGGCCAGAAGUUCAUCCCUACCCAAGGUGAGUUCAGGAUACAGCAGCCCAACCACCUCAGAAGCAUCUGUGAAAGACAGCCCCAGCCAGCACAGUGGCCGGCCGUCACCUGGCUCCGACUCCCAGACUUCCCUGACUGACCAGCCACUCUUUAAACUGAAGUAUCCCAGUUCUCCCUACAGUGCUCACAUUUCCAAGUCACCAAGGAACAUGUCCCCAAGCUCAGGCCAUCAGUCCCCUGCUGGCAGCGCACCAUCCCCAGCUCUUUCCUACUCCUCAGCUGGUUCUGCUCGCUCAAGUCCAGCUGAUGCCCCAGACAUAGACAAACUGAAAAUGGCAGCCAUUGAUGAAAAGGUGCAGGCUGUCCACAACCUGAAGAUGUUCUGGCAGAGCACACCCCAGCAUUCCACAGGACCAAUGAAAAUAUUCCGGGGAGCCCCUGGAACAAUGACAUCCAAAAGAGAUGUCCUCAGUCUACUAAAUUUGUCACCUCGGCACAACAAGAAGGAGGAAGGAGUAGACAAGCUUGAACUUAAGGACCUAUCUUUGCAGCAACAUGGAGAAACACCACAGAAAGUCCCUCCCAAUGGACAUUGGCGUACAGAGACCACCACGCUGAGCACGAGCACGCUGCCUGCAGGCCCUCCUGCUACAGCUCCCACACGCCCUCUGAGACUUCCUUCUGGAAAUGGAUACAAAUUUCUGUCCCCGGGAAGAUUUUUCCCUUCCUCCAAAUGCUAAAGCAUCUUUUAAACGCUCUGACUCACUACAGUAACCCAUAUUGCUGGCACUCACUUGGGCCCACUCCCUGGUCUGAGUGCCAUCACGUCACAUAGCCACCUCACAAUGGGCGGCACAUGUGCGUACAUGCAUUCACACACAUUCUUCCAGCAGCUGUGAGCACAUGUGUACACACACACAGCUCGUAGCUCAGACCAGAUUCACCAUAAGCCAAGGACUUCUGUGGGGUUGGUGCUGGAGGCUCAUGGAACUUUUCUACACUUCACCAAAUGUUUACCUUUGAACUCCCAGCUUCUCAUCUUCAACAGGAUUUUUUGUACAAAAAAAAAAUGGUCAUGGUUCUGGGGUGGGAAGAGGAAAGGGAGCACAUAUUUUGCUAGGAGGUAUAUAUGCAGUACCUUUUAUACACAGAAAAACAAGCGCUCUUUUAAGGCUUUCAGGUGCUGGUUGGGUGUGGGAUAUACAAAAUCUGUAGAAUUCUACAUCAAAGCAAUUGUAUUAGCCAAAAACAGAAUAAUGGUUUUAAAAAUGGCAAUUUUUAAAAUGAUUUACAAUUGUAGCCAUUUUGGUUUCAUGGUAUUGUAACAUCGCCGUAAUAAUGCAAUAAUUUACAUUGAAAUAGUGCUUCCAUCCUGAACUAUGUUCCAUUGAGCUCUACCAAUAUCCUUGGAGCCCCACUGUCAACCAAACUUGAAUUUUCUUAAAAAACCUAUGUAACUCUUAUCCAGGCAUUUUCGAACUAUGCAAUUGUGAUUUAAAAUGCAACUUUGUGCUUUUAAGACAUUAUUGACCUUUUUUGUACAUGGGUAAACUCGGUUUUAUUAUCAAUAGUACUUUGCAUUUAUAGCUAUUAUUUUUAAAGCUCAACAAGUUUUUUAAAAUGUCAAAUUUUGAAUAGUCAUCAAUAAGUAAUUAUCAAGUUUGGGGGAAAGGCUGAAAUUACUCAGUUUUCUUAUAAGCAAAAAAAAAAAAAAAAAAAGGAAAAAAAAAUUCAUCCCAUGGCUAACUAGAUUUAACCAAAAUCUAGCCUUCCAGCUCCUAUUGCCUUCAUUAGCUGCUUAAUGUUAUUCUCUUUUUAACUCUAAAACCUCUUUCUCUAGCUCCGUUGCCAGAUUCUCAUAAUCCCAGCACCCUACCUGUGAGCUGCAUAAGGACUGUCACUUCAGUGUGGCAAGUGCCACUCACUGCUGUAUCUGAAGGAAAAGGCCCUCCCCUGCCACAGAAGACUUACUGUCCAUGGUCCGAGGAGUCGGGUCUUUACUGGGACAGACAUCUGAACCAUUGCUGAACAGGGACGUAGCUGCCCUGGAAAACAACAGGCUGUGACAGUGAACUGAAAUGCGCUUGCUAAGACGAGGCAAAAGCAUAGUCUAUGUGGGGAGAACCAGUAAUUUAUUUUAUUAAACAAAUGAAAUUUUGAAAAAUCGUAUUAGUACUAAGUUUAGUUGGAGAAUUUAAAUCUCUUUUAAGUUAUUCUAAAACUAAGAUCUUACCAGCCUGACUUGGGUAGGUCUCACUUUAUGAUCAAACAUUUGCCCUGUAGCUUGGUGUACUCUGAAAAAAGGGUAAUAUUUAUCCAAUUUGUGUUAUUCUCUUAAGCUAUGUCAUACUUUUUUUUUUGUACAACAGCCAUGUUGGUGAAAGCAGACAACAAGGAAGGAUGUCCCAGUCUAAUCCUAAUCACAACAUCAGAAAAGAAAUACUUUAUGAAAGCAGCAAGCAACUCUGAGGUUGUCUUUGUAAAUAGGGGAAAACUGGUAACAGAAGUACCAGUGUAGCAAACGAAGCCAAGUUUACAGCACUGUGCAUUUAUAUAGCAAAAUCAGGUCUUCAACUACAAAAAAUAAACCUCAAAGUAAAUUUCUGAGUCCAUAUGUAGAUAGAUAGGCUGUUCCUUCUCAGCCUCUUUCCCAAGUGCCAAGGAGCCCUGGAGGAGGCCUGGGUCUGCUCCACCUGUGAGGAUGCAGUGAGAGCCUGCCCACCUCCAGCACAUCCCUUUCCACACCCAGCCUGAGUCCCAGGGUCACCAAGCCAGCUAGAAGGAUGUGUGGAACCUAACCUGGUUUAGUCUUCCCUACACUGCUGUUUUAGGUUUCAUGUUGAAAAGCCAAAUGGUUUAUGUAAAUUUUGGGGGGAGGGGUAUAGAUACAAGCUUCAAUAAGGGGAAACAAGAUGAUGAAAUAAUCAGACCAACUUAAAAAUCACUGUAGUAUCACCACUUCUUUAUGUUAUUUUUGGUGUUGUCUAUGUAAGUGAAAUGAACAUAAAAUCAAAACAGUAGAUUUUUUUAGGCUACAGUGAAAUAUACUUAAAAUGAUAUUAAACUGUAUAAUCCACAGAUUUUUUUUUUUUGUAUAAACAUAGUUUGACAAACUAUGACCCAGAGGCUAAGUCUGGUCAGUGGCCUGGUUUCUUAGGCUAUAUGCUAAGAAUGGACUAUACAUUUUAAAGUAACUAUAUAAAAACCUACAUAAUUGAUUUUGCCUCUUGGCCUACAAAGCCUAAAUUAAGUAAUACCUGUUUUUUUUUUUUUUUUUAAAAACAAAAAGCUUGUUGAUUCCAGGUAGAUGAUGGAAAAGUGUCACACUGUGGAUGUAAUAACUGACAUGCCUGUGAACUUGGAACUCUGGCGAGAGGUAAAUGGCUUCUGCUCUUUGCUCCACCCCACUUGGAAGGAGUCAAUGGGUGUGGGUAAAAGUUAUAGAACUAUUUCACCUUGCAAUAUAACAUUGGAUAGAUAUCUUUUACAGCUCAGGAAACUGGAUGGCCUGCCCCACUCUUUUACAUCAGAAGAAAGACAGGAAUACAAGCAAUAAAAUCUCUCUCUCCCAGAAACCUUGGUUGAAGGUGGUAGAUUCUACCUUAAUUCUCACCAAUGAAUUAACCAACUACUUCACUGCUUUUAACUAAGUCACAACACCAACGCAGAAAUACCAAGUUCACUACUGAACUUACUUGUUGAUGUACAUUGGUGUGUAGUCAAAUGAAGCAGUUCUCGCUGCCAUCCCAUUUUAAUUAAUUCUCAGCCCACACUGGUACCUGCUGAGUCUCAGCAGGAGGCAGGCGCUGCACACUGUUGGCAUCCCCCUGGAGGCUUCCCAGUGAGUGUCAGCAGGUGAUGGCCGGGGCAAGCACACCACUCCCACCACAAGGAGUCUGUCACUGUUUCAGUUCAGGUUGGAAAAAUCCACGCAAUAAUCUGGUUUGCUCUGAAAGUAAGCAGAAUGUGAAAAUUGAGUAAGUUUUAUCACAAUUUUGUUGUUUUAUUUUAAAUGAUUGUACAUGUGGUUUGUGAACUGGACCCUUAUUUGUGCCAGAUCCUUCAAAUAUGUUCCACAUAAAGGAACCUGCGGUCACCUCUCCACUCCCAAGACACCGUCCCUACAUGGCACUCAAGCCCUUGUAUGCAGUGUUAGCCAUCUUUGGCAUAUGUGGACUUCUUUUGUAAAUUACAGUUUCCAGAUGGCAUUAGACUUUUUAUAUUAUGAAACUGACCCUGUAAAAAGAACUUCAUAUUUUUAUUGAGAUUGCUAAGGCACUUGGCCUUCCUUUGUGAUUUCAGUGUCUAUUAAAGCAUGGAA